Paramecium tetraurelia is the source of this 2865-nucleotide messenger RNA. RefSeq lists its product as uncharacterized. Lineage: Eukaryota; Ciliophora; Oligohymenophorea; Peniculida; Parameciidae. The record is from RefSeq and is a predicted model, not a curated record. The transcript is spliced from 4 exons. Gene Ontology annotation, molecular function: protein binding.
AUGGAAUAAGAAAUAAUAGACUGGGCAAAUACAUUUGAAAACACAAAGAGUAUUGAUGAUCUAAAAACAGGUGUUGCAUUGUGUUAGAUAAUAUCGAAAGAAUUAUUUUAAGACAAAAGAUAAUGUGAAUUAAAGAUAAGAGUAAUAAAUUGCACCAAACAGGACUACUAAAGUUGUAUAAGGAAUUUAACAUUUGCAUUGUCUUUGUUAGAGGAAAGCCAAUAGAUAUCAGUGAAGCAUUUAACUGGAUAAAUGCUAUACCAAAAUCCAUUAAAGAUUUUUUAGAUUCUCCAAUAAUUUUAUAGGUCGAAAUCUGUAUCAUCAGCCUCAUCAAAACCACCAAAAGCACCUCAAAAAUAAGACGAUCCGUUAUUCUAUGUUGAUGAAAACUUAGUAUAACCAAAUUAAUCAAUCCAGAUCACUUCUAAUGAAGAAAUCGUUGCAAACAAAUACAAAAUGAUUAAACCCAAUAGCCCUUAUUAGGAGAUUAACAACUAUCAAUAAAGAUCAUAAACACAUUAAACAGAAUAUGCGGAAACUUCAAAUCGAUCCAAACCAUAAAAUUAAUCAAGUGAUUCAAUUAGCAAUUUGACACCAAUUAAAUCUAAUAACAAAGAGUCAUACAAUUAGAAAUUAAAGCAGGAACUAUAAGUUUUAGAGAAUCAAAUAGUAAAAGAAUAAUAGAAUCUCUAAUAAAAAAAAAUUAGAGAUAACAAGUCUAAACAUAGUUAGGAAAGCUUAAGUUAACAUGAAUUAGUAAAUUAAGAUUUCAAUUAAUAAUAAUAAUAAUACUAAUAAUAAUAAUAAUAAUAAUAAUACUAAUAGUAAUAAUAAUAAUAAUAGUAAUAAUAAUAAAAUUCUAUUACUAGUGAAUAGAAAUAAUAAUUAAUCGAUUGGCUUAAAUAAAUACGAUUAAUUAAAUCAAAUGCAUAAGGAUUGGAAAAUAAAUUACCAAAAAUCUGUAAAAAUGGAGUCAUUUUUUUUGAUUUAAUUAAUAGACUGACUGGCAGAGAUGAGGUUUUAAAAGGAGCUUUAAGAAAUCCAAAAAGUGUUAGAGAAAUCAGACAUAAUUAUAGACGAGUUCUUGAGUAUUUAAAAUAACUUGAAAGAAUGAGCUACAAAUACUUAAAUUCAGAAUAAUAAUUGGUUGAUGGAGAUGAGGAAGCCUUUUGGGGUUUAAUGCAUGAUAUAAAAGUGUAUUAUGCUAAUUGUGGAAAUGUAGCUAUUGCAAAUCAUUCUUAAUCUGUUGAUACCUCAUUGAGAUAGACUUAAAAAUAAUAACCAGUUUAAUAAAAUACGUAAUCAUUUUAAUAGCAUUCUUAAUCUAAAUUACAAUAACAAAUCACACUUUCUUAGAAAAAGCAGUAGCAUAAACAUUCCUUUGUAGAUACUUAAUUAGAAAUCACAAUAGAUUAGCCUCAAUAGUCAAAAUCUGUAAAGCCUAGCACUGCAAACAGAUCACCCGUGGGUCCCUAUUCAAGAAUCCAUAAUAUGAAAUAAGAAUAUGAUAGUGUCAAUAGAUCUUUGAAUUCUCUAAUGAAAAAAUCAAAUAUUGGCUCUUAAAAUGGCACUCCUGUUAAUUAGUCUCUGUAGCAUUCUAGAAAUUUCAGCAGCUCAAAAUAAUAAAAAGCCAGAUCUACAUCAAUGAGCAAAAAUUGUGUGACUAGAGAGAUGGAAUUGUAUGUUUAAACUUAUUUUAAAUAAAAAGGUCUUUAUAAUAAUGAUAAUCUGUUUACAGAUCCUAUUCGCAAUGGAAAUUAUUUACUAUAAUUAUUAGAAUAGCCAAUUACUCAUAAUAACUUUAAGUCUAUUUUAGAAGUUGAAUUCAAUGUGGAUACUGCCUUAUAAGCAACAAAAGCCAUAGUCGAUGCUGGAAAUUUACCAGCAUGGAUUGGAAAACUAAAUAAAUCAAGCGUAAUGUAGUUAGAUAAAUCAGCUAUGGGUUUAUAUUGGUGGCUAUUAAAAUAAUAAACCAAAAAGAUAGAACCAAUUACUAAUUCCUUUACACUGCCCUACAGAUAAGAAGAGAUAGACUAAUUAAAACUGAUGACCCUUCACUUUGCUCGAGAAUACACAUCUACAAUAUAAAAUUUUAAUGAUUUAAUUUUCUAAUGUUAAACUGGAAUUUUGUUAUGUUAAGUUGAAACCGAAGUAUUUCAAUAGAAAAUUACUCCUAUUUAUACUAAACCAAUUGGAGAAAAACAAUGCAUUGCAAAUAUUAGAAAGGCUUUGGAUUAUUUAAAAGGAAAACCAGUAGGGCAAAGAUUUGUUUGGUCUGAAAAAUUAAUAUAUGAAGGAGAUUAACUAAUAAUUCUGGGUUUGUUUGAGGACUUAAGGAGAUACUUUGAUGGCCUGCCUCAAAGGCAAGGGGAUUCAUAUUUUGAAGAUGGCCCUUACCUAAAAAAAUCUAUUGUUUAAAGCAAGGGAGGCUCUAAAAUAGGAAAUUUAAUUUAGUAAGAGCCUUUUUCUCUCAUUUAAAAAGAAAGUAGCUUUACUUAACCAUAAUAAGUAAACAAAAAAUUAAUUUUUGAUGAUCCUCCCUAAUUCGAAUGGCUCAAUAACUUUGGUUACAAAAUCAAUUGGAAUAAUGAGAUUUUAGAAGAAUUCAAGGAUGGUUUAAUCAUUUGCUUCAUAGUAUAAAAACUUGAAAACAUCUAAUUUAAAGGAUUAUAACCUAAACCGAAUACUAAUGCAGGUUGUUUGGUAAAUAUAAGAAAGGCUUUCAGUGUUUUGAAAGACAAAUUAGAUAUGCCUUUGGAACUUGUUAUAGAGUAAGAAAAGUUGCUAAAAGGAGAUAAAGAAUAUAUAAUAAAACUACUCACUGCUUUCAAAAAUAUUUACAAAAACAAAUUAAAAAGUAAAUGA